AAGUAACCUCUGCAGGGUGGGAGACAGGCUGCCGCAUCGCCGGAUGCUCCAUGGAGGAGGGAGACCAAGCUGUGCCGCUGUAGCUGAGGACAAAACGAGCUGUGACAAGGAUGGACGAGGGGACGGAGUUAUCGCUGACAAUCUCUCAGAUCGUCCAGCGGCUGAAAGGAAGCCAUUUACACUCUCAGAUAGAGAGGCAGGCCAAAGAGUGUUUACACCAACCCGAGAUAAAACUGGAGUCUCUUAAAGAGGACGUGCGGAAUUUUCUGAAAACAUCAGGCUGGGAGAGAAAGCUACAGAAUGCAGUGUAUAGAGAACUGCAUAUCCAACUCCCUCCAAGCCAUCCCGCAGCUCCUCCAGAGCAUCUCAAAGAGCCGCUGGCCUACAUGCGCAAAGCUCAGGCCAGCUGGGAGAAGCGUAUCCUCAAAAGCCUGAACAGCAUGUGCACAGAGCUGGGAGUCCCCCUGGCUCGCAUGAGGCCUGCAGUGGAGCAGAAGGAGCUCACCAACAAAUGGAACGAGAUGGGCACAGACGAGCCAGAUUUAAGCCGUUUCAGGCCUGUGUACGCCCCCAAAGACUUUCUGGAGGUGUUAAUCGGCCUGCGGAACCCUAACUACGACUGCAGCGAUGAAAUCAGCUCCAGGAGCCACUGGGGGCUCAUCCAGGUCCCCCUCAAUGUCAGGGACAUCCCACAGAUGAGAGAGGCCUACUCAGAGCUGAGCCUGACCACCGGGCAGCUGGGCAUUGAUGACAACACUCACAUCCACCCAGAUUUGUUUGAAAGCGAGUACGUUCAAAUUGGGAAGAAAGUGGUGCUGGAGCAGGACACUGCAGCAGCGCAGCAGUACAGCAGGCAGGGCUGUCCCACGGGGCUGCGGGCAGACCUGUGGGCCCUCAUCCUCAACUCCACUAACCAGCCCCAGGAUGUGAUGCAUUAUGAGCAGCUAAAGGCUGGGGUCAUACAACACGACCUGUUAGUGGACAACCUGAUUUACAAGGAUGUGAAGCUCACAGCCAGUAACGACGACUACUACUUUGUGUUUGAAGACUACCUCUAUCAGGUGUUGCUGUGCUUCUCUCGAGACACCGCUGUCUUGGAGCACUUCAGCUACAACAGCGCCACUCCUCCCAAAUCCUACAUCCAGGGAAAAGUGGGAGUUGAGGAGUGUGCCGUGGUGUAUCCUCCUAACGGUGUCAUACCUUUCCAUGGGUUUUCAAUGUAUGUGGCCCCUCUGUGUUUCCUGUACAAUGAGCCAUCAAAGCUGUACACUGUAUUCAGGGAGAUGUACAUCCGCUAUUUCUUCAGGCUGCACUCCAUCUCCUCCUCUCCUUCGGGUAUAGUGUCUUUGUGCCUGCAGUUUGAGCGGCUGCUCCAGACCCACCUCCCCCAGCUCUUCUACCACCUCCGUCAGAUCGAAGCGCAGCCGUUGCGUAUAGCCUUUAAGUGGAUGGUGCGGGCCUUUUCUGGCUAUUUGUCCACUGACCAGCUCCUCCUGCUGUGGGACCGAAUCCUGGGCUAUAACUCGCUGGAGAUUGUUGCAGUCUUAGCAGCUGCUGUCUUUGCCUUCCGUGCUGAGAACCUGAUGGAGGUGACGUCACUGGCCGCAGCUGAGGCUGUCCUCGCCGACCUUUCAACUCUGAAGGUCAUGCCGCUAAUCCAGAUCUUCCUAUUCGCCACUGCCAUCUGAGGACCCUGGUGAUCGUGUACGUGUGUACGUGUGCACACGUUCGUGCCGCGCAGACGAGUCGGGGCGGGUAAAGAGACCACAAAAAUGCCACUCUGCCAUGUUGUACCCACGCCAACGCCACCCAUCAUCCAUCAAGAGAUGCCAGCCUAACUAACAUGUAGCUAAGGGAUGACAUAUACAUUACAUGAAUUGCGUUCAUCAUCAGUUAGUCUUGCACUAGGCCAAGCAAAAAGCCAAAUCCCCCUCAGUACACAUAAUCCAUAAAUAGUGAAUAGCCUGUAUCAUGUUAUUAGAUAUUAUACAGUAUGUAAGUAUAGCCUGCAGACGAGCAGGCUAAGCUAACCUCCUUAAGCCAUAUGCCCUGUAAGUAAAAUGAUCCGUGCAGCAACGCUCGAGCUGAGAGGCUCAUUAGGAGAUGAGUUGCAUGAAGCAGUAAUUGUAUUGUGAUAGCCAUGUGUGAGAGAAUAACAGUAAUGUCUUUGAGCUUGGCUAAUGAAGUGUUAAUUAGAUAUUUUGCUCAGUGGCUGGCGCUUGUUAGAUAAUGCUACUGCUGAUGAAGGAGAAGAUUGGAGGCUCUACCCUGCACCAGCACGUUGAGGCAAAUAGUCAAAAGCCACAUUUUAAUUUAUCUGUAACUACUGUAAUGAUAGAUUUUGAAGCUGCUGUAUUUGUACAUAAAUGAAACACAAAGAAACGGUUCAUGACUGUAUUUCAUGGGGGGAAGAAUUAGCUCCUUCAUUCCCGUUAUUUAUUAUGUUACUUUAUCAAACUGAGGGGAUUUUAUGUGUUUUGUUUCAUUUUUAAUUUAAGGAACUGAUGCCUGUGUCUGCAUUGCACUAAACAUGACCUUUGAUUUGAAUGCGUUCAAAUGCAUUUUUUUUUCUUUUUUUAUUGUUAACAGUAUUCUUUGCCAGUCAGUGCCAAUAUCACUCUUUUUGUCCAACCACUGUUCAUCGCACCCUCAGAUAACACAACUGAUUUUUGAACUCAAAUAAACCAGUUUUGUCUCUUGAACA
Messenger RNA from Myripristis murdjan (pinecone soldierfish), 2704 nucleotides. RefSeq names its product TBC1 domain family, member 19 (gene tbc1d19). The record is from RefSeq and is a predicted model, not a curated record. Bases 111 to 1688 code for a protein of 525 amino acids. The transcript is spliced from 21 exons. Lineage: Eukaryota; Metazoa; Chordata; Actinopteri; Holocentriformes; Holocentridae.